CGAGAGGAAGACGUUCGCGGCAUUUUUGACAGUUGCAUAUUUUUUUUCGCGACAAAGCGGAUUGUAUACAGCCUAGUUGAAAGUUGUGUUCGUUAUUCAUUGUGAGAAAUGGUGAAAUUCUGGUGGAUGUUUAUGUUAUUUGCUAAAAUUGCAUCGGCUAGUGAUAACGAACUUCCAUCUCCGGAGGUGCAAAAAGAGUCACGUUUCCUUCCUCUGUUCGAAGUGAAGCGAUAUGACAACCGACCACUUGGUGUUGGGCCUGGGGGUCUGCCGCCGUUGACCACAGUGCCCAUCGCUGGGGAGCGCUGUUCUUCACGUCUAGAAUCAGCAUUAGACCAGAUGAAGCGGCGGAAAAGGACGCAGCCGAAAAAUCUGGAUACUCCUCUGAGUCAAAGCAUCGAUCUCAAUGGCUACAGUUUGUACCAGCAAAUGCGAUCAGCUCCCGUCGACAUGUAUGUUACAAGGAUGCGAGUGCGACUGCCACAAAACAGCAACUGGGUUAGAGUGGAGAAAUGUUACUUCGACCCAAGAAAUGUCUCUCUUGACACCAUGCUUCUAUUCCACGAUAUAACCAUCAGUGGCAACGUCGAUCUAUACGAUGCAAAUGACCUAGAUAGAGGGCUUCCACCCAGCCGAAGAUUGAGAAGACAUUUCGCCGAAUCCAGGUCAAUAGAUGGUCCGUUUGUUGAUAACUAUGCUAGAAGUCGAGGCAACAAUGGCUGUAACAUGAUCCUACGGUUAAGAAAGGCAGGAAUUGGUUUCCACACGAGACCUUUGAACCAACAACCAGGCAAAUUCAACGUGAAAACUGAUUCAGAAUUUGUUGAACCUGGCUUCAUCAGUGUCUACGCGUACGGUUGCGAGAAGUACAUUAACAGGAACUCCGUUCGGAAUAAGGACAAUUUACCUUUGAAGCGACGGAAGCGAUCGGAUGAGUUCUCUUUUGAUCCACGACUGAGGCAAAUAUACAAUGAGGGAGUGGAUAGUAGGGCAGCUGAUAAUAAUUGGGACAUUGUUUACGAACCGCGAAGUAGAGUCAAUUACGAACGAAGUAAACUGUUUAGGCCCGACGACGAAUUGGAUGAAGCUGAAGACAUUUCGAGGGAAAUGGAGGACAUAUUUACGAAAGGUAUACGAACUCUUUUGACCACAUAUAUGAAGAAAGAACUGCAGCCAGCCAUCAAGGAUACUUUGAUGCGGAAUAUGGGCUAUGUUAUAUCGUAUGGCUGAACAGCAUCUAUAAUAUAUUUAUUAUAAGAAACAGUGAAUAUGUAUUGGGAAAGAUGAAAUUUAAAAGAAUCGAAAUAAUAUGG
Spodoptera exigua (beet armyworm) is the source of this 1313-nucleotide messenger RNA. NCBI's taxonomy places the organism in Eukaryota, Metazoa, Arthropoda, Insecta, Lepidoptera, Noctuidae. The record is from the annotation of a GenBank genome assembly.